AUGCUAUCAAUACUGUCAAUUUCAACCUUUUUAUCACCGGAGGCUGAAGCCAUUGGAGUCAACUGGGGCACCGCCUCGUCGCAUCCUCUGCCGCCUCCAAAAGUGGUGGAGCUCUUGAAAUCUAACAAAAUCAACAAAGUCAAGCUACUUGAUGCUGACCCUCUUGUUCUGGAGUCACUUUCGGGCUCCAACAUUUUGGUAACGGUCGGAAUUCCCAACUCUAUGCUUCGUAGCUUAAACUCCUCCCUCAAGGCGGCCGAGAGUUGGGUACACGAUAAUCUAACCCGCUUCGUCUCCGAUGGCGCUUCAAAAGUCCAAAUAGAGUACAUUGCUGCUGGUGAUGAGCCAUUCCUCGAAAGCUAUGGCGUACAAUUCUAUCCCUUUGUUGUUGGAGCAGCUGCCAACAUCCAUACAGCUUUGGUCAAAGCUAACUUGGCCAACAAGGUAAAAGUUGUAGUUCCCUGCAGUUACGACGUGUUCCUGUCAGAAUCUGGCCUUCCAUCGAAGGGACACUUCAGGCCUGAUGUCAAUAAAACCAUGAUGGAACUUCUUGCAUUUUUGAGCAAGCAUCAGUCUCCUUUCUUUGUAACCAUAUCCCCUUUCCAAAGUUACAAAGAAAGCAAGAACAUUUCCCUCGACUAUGCUCUCUUCAGAGAAAGUGCACACCCUCGAAAUGAUAGUCACAAGAUAUACAGAAACAGCUUUCAAAUGAGCUAUGAUACAAUCAUCACGGCACUAUCCAAAGCAGGUUUUCCCCAUAUAGAUAUUAUCAUCGGACAAAUUGGUUGGCCAACAGAUGGGGCCGCCAAUGCUACUUCAGCGCAUGCUGCAGAAUUCAUGAAAGGCCUUAUGGACCACCUCCAUACAAGAUCAGGAAAGAAUCCAAGUCCUCAAGAUCUUCCGACAGAGAUGUACAUUUUCAGUCUUUUAGAUGAGGAUCAGAGAAGCGUAGCCUUGGGAAAUUUUGAGAGGCACUGGGGCGUGUUCACUUUUGAUGGCCAGGCUAAGUAUCAAGUUGAUUUGGGCCAGGGGUUAAGGAAACUGGUGAAUGCACAAGAUGUCCCAUACCUGUCAUCUAAAUGGUGUGUAGUGAACAAUAACCGUGACUUGUCUAAUGCAACUGCACUUGCUUUAGAUGCAUGUUCUGCUGCUGACUGCAGUGCACUGUCAACUGGCGGUUCCUGUUUCAAUCUCAGUUGGCCUGGGAAUAUUUCUUAUGCAUUUAACAGCUAUUAUCAGCAGCAUGAUCAAAAGGCUGAGAGUUGUGCUUUUGGGGGCCUGGGAUUGAUUACAACCGUAGAUCCAUCAGUCAAUAGUUGUCGAUAUGUUGUUGAAUUAAGGACCUCGCAUUCAGUCCUACACAGGCACACAUUUUUCCAUUGGAUUGUUUCACCAACAGGAGCGAUUUUGUUGUAUUUAUUAAGCGACAAUUGGAGAUAA
Fraxinus pennsylvanica is the source of this 1440-nucleotide messenger RNA. Lineage: Eukaryota; Viridiplantae; Streptophyta; Magnoliopsida; Lamiales; Oleaceae. The record is from the annotation of a GenBank genome assembly.